AUGUCGGCCACAGAUCAACACUCGCCCUACGGCAACGGCGACGCGGAUGCCAAUCAGCAACAGUCCAGCAGCUCCGGUCCCAUGCGAACCAACGACAACAAGUCCGACGACAGAGAUAAAAAGGGUCCCAUCGCUGCCCCCGUCAAGAGCGCUUGCACCUUUUGUCGAUCCCGCAAAUCGCGAUGUGACGGAAACAAGCCCUGCUCUGCCUGCGUAGGUCGUGGGCGUCCUGACGAAUGCCUCUACACAGUCUCGCGCCGUGGAGGCAAGCCCAAGCCCAAGGUAGAUCCUACCCAAGACCUCCAGAGCCAUCUCAACAAGCUCUUUGCCAUGACCGACAUGCCCUACGCUUUCCGUCGUCCAGGAGGCCUUGCAGGUCCAUCGGCUGCGGAUGCUUCUGCUGCUCAGGGUAUGCAGUCACAGCCACAGCAGCCGCAGCCGCAGCCGCAGCAGCAGCAAGUGCAGCCUCAUUCGAGCGUCUUCAACAUCCCCACCCAGUACCAGUCCUUUGAUCCCUCCGUCCUCCAGCAGCCUUCCUCCCUUCCCAGCGGUCUGCAGAUGCAGCAGCCUCACUCCGGUCUGCCAUCCGCACAGCAACAGGCAUCCGCAUUCUCGUAUGGCGAUCCCAUGCAAGAUCCCUUCGCAGGGAUCCCCGGAUUCCAGGCGGGCGGUUUCAUGCGAUAUCAGCUACCUGACGCUGCUCAACAGCCAUCAGCAUCGCAGAUGCUCAUGCAGUCGCAGCCGGCGCAACAACACCAACAGCAGCAGCAGCAUCAGCACCAGUCACCUUCUCAGCAAUUCAACGGCGCAGCUCUGCAAUCACAGAUGCACGGCUUACAGCAGCAGCAGCAGCAGCAGCAGCAGCAGCGGCAACCAGUACAGCAAGCUGCUCCGUCUAACACGACAGCGCAGCUAGCUACUACGUCGCCACCAGGUGCAGGCCCCGACGGUACGCGCAACCCUGCCGCCCUAUCGCCGCAUUCACACCAAAGCUCGACCGGUUGGGGACGCAUCGAUGAUGCAAUGACAGCGUAUCACGCCAGCUCCGUGGCCGCACCCAGCACUUCAAGCCAGUCCAACUCGUCGCGUCACACUUCCAUCGACAAUGUCGUCGAUUCUUCUAAGAUCAAGCCAUUGUCGUUCAAGACCCUCAAUGCCGCCGUCGCCGAGGCUGGCAGUGUCAAGGCGCUGCUGAUCGACUACUAUCGCUAUCUCUAUCGCUUCAUUCCCGUGCUUCCCCCUCCCAAGCACAUCGACGUGCUUGCCAAGUUCUUCAAACCCGACUCGGCCUUCAUCUACGCACUUCAGUGCGUCCUGCCCCUCCUGCGAGACGAGAUCCAACCGAUCGGUGCCAUGCACAAGCUAUCAGGCCAAGGCAUCAACUUUGGCUCCGACGAAAAGAAGGCGGCGCUUCGUGAGCGCACGCUCGCCUUUGAACGCAAAGCCAACGACGGCCUCGAUCAGUUGCUCGAGCAGGCCGACGGCGACGAAUCAGGCGAGAAGAUGCUCGAAGCGGUCCAGACACUGUGCGUGCUUGUCGUGUUCGAGUACGGCAGCGGACGUGCCAUCAAGGCGCGUCUCAAGGCAGAUCAGGCGCUCGGCCUCGCCAUGGGACAAGGACUGCACAAGCUGAGCCACAAGACGGCGCCGGGCGAGAACAAAUCGGCGCCGAGCAGCUUUGCGUACGUCUCCAACGCAGGUCAUCCGCUCACAGCCAUGGGCGUCGACCCCACCGACAUUUUUGAGAUGCGCAAGCGUUGCUGGUGGUCCGUGUGGAGCCUGGUGCUGUGGGCCGCUUACAACACAGGGCGCAUCCCCACCAUCCGUGCCGACGAUCCUCGUGUCAAGAGCGAGAUGCCGGUCGCAUCCAAUUCGGAUGUGUGGACCUCCAACAUCAGCUCGUUGCAGGCGCUUCUGCUGGUGCAGGAUCGUGUCUUGGCCCUCGCACAGUACGGCCAGUCGCAGGACGGCAACACCGGCGGCUUCGAGCCACCGCGCCGCGAAGCCUCGAUGUCGCCUGUGUCUUCUUCGGCCGGCUCGCCGUUCGCUUUCGGCCGUCUCGGCGCUUCGAGAUCCGGCUCCGUCAGUAGCGAUGAGGCUCCCGCCACCUUCUCCACCCUUCCGACCAAGGCGUCACGACAGGACAUUCUCAGCAGCAUGCUUGAGAUUGACAGCUUCCUCCAGGACCAAAUCCGCAUCCACGAAUCCACCGAGGCGCCCGACUCGCCAUUGCCUUCGGAAGUGCCGCUGACGGGUGACCUGGCGCAUGUGGAAAAGGAGCUCGAAGAUUCGCUGCGCAUGGCAGCGGCCGUUCAGCUCUACACCUCGUCGCUGACGCUGCACAUUGGUCAGGCCUUCCAGGGCGCGUCUCUGUUUGAACGCAAGCUGUGCUUCCUCAACUCGAUCAAGGAUAACAAGGACGGCUCGAGCUCGGCUGUCUGCCGUGAGCCCAUGCCUGUUCUUGCGCAUGACGGCACUCUCGACUUGACAUCCUACGCGACGGGCAACGGCAGCGCCAGCGGCAGCGGCAACCUCGACUUGACCUCGCUGGGCGCAUCUGCGGCGCCGACCAGCCUGACGCAGCAGGACCUGUACGCGCGUGGACCUUUCCUGCCGCGACUGUCGCUGCUCCGGUGUGUGCACGCCAGCCGCAAACUGCUCGACAUUGCCAAACGGCGUCACGGCCAGUCGGUCAACCCGAACCCGUUCAACUGCUGCAGCUUUGUGCUGAUCAGUUUCGUGCUCCUUAUGCAGGCACUGGCGGUGCACGGUGGGUUUGCGGGCGACGGCGCCAUGGGCGAGGAGGACCACCACGUGCAGAACGACUCGAUGAACGAGUUCAACGGCCAUGGAGAGUACGCCAACGACAGCCUCCAACGCGUGUUGGAUCACUCUGGAAUGGGCGACGAUGACAUGGUGGACGACUUUGUGCCCUCGAUCGAUCCUGUCAAGCAGGCGCAGCUGCGCGACAUCUGGGGACGUGUGCGCGAGGCGAGAGACACGCUGAUGGAUCUGGGCAAGCACUGGGAGGCCGUCGUGCCUAUGGCCGAUGAAGUCAACCUCUGCCUCGAGACAUCGCAACUGCUGCUCAGCAAUGCCUAUUGA
Molecule: messenger RNA, 3105 nt
Organism: Kalmanozyma brasiliensis GHG001
Lineage: Eukaryota; Fungi; Basidiomycota; Ustilaginomycetes; Ustilaginales
Exons: 1
Coding region: 1-3105 (1034 amino acids)
Biological process (GO): DNA-templated transcription; regulation of DNA-templated transcription
Molecular function (GO): DNA-binding transcription factor activity, RNA polymerase II-specific; zinc ion binding; DNA binding
Source: RefSeq, a predicted model, not a curated record